GCCUCAUGUUCCAUGAGAUAUACACACGCAUGCACUCGAACUCCCCCCUUCUACAGCGAAACCAGGACGCGGGAGUCUUCCCGAUUAAGCAAAUCCAACGCGGGAGUUUUCCGAUUAAGCAAAAUCCAACUCGCACAUAUGCUGCUUCUGCCACCUAAAUCUAGAAGUCGACGUUAAAACGUACCGCUUCCUUCGACGACUCUUUCGCCCAAACAGUUCAUCACAAAAAACAAAACAAAAAAGAGCAUCUUCUUCCCCUCUUCUCGUCCUGCUCCUCCACCAAAUCAUCCGGUCAAAAGAUUCAAAACUAAAUAAAAUUAAUUUAUAAAAAAAAAAACUCCAUUUCACAUCUUCACCAUCUCCACCGAAUGGCACCGUCAGCACCAACCAACCACCACACGAUCAUCAGCAAGCUGCCACCAAAACCCAACUCCAAAUCCACGACUGCCGCACCCAAACAGCCGCUAGUCUGCUUCUCUUUCGCAGCCUACGCCAAGUCCGUCGUAAAACACCUCCACUCCUCACCCCACAACAUCCCAAUCGAGCAAGGCCUCACCGAUCAAGAGCUCGCCUCCCUCGAAGCCGCCUUUGACUUCACCUUCCCACCUGACCUCCGCACCAUCCUCCAGGAAGGCCUCCCCGUGGGCCCCGCCUUCCCCAACUGGCGCUCUUCCUCCCACCAACAACUCCGGAUCCUCCUCAGCCUCCCAUCCCGCAGCCUCCUCAGGCAAGUCUCCAACGGAACCCUCUGGUGCGAGUCGUGGGGUCCGAAGCGUUCACCGCGUCAUCGUCAUAGUGAUGCUGACGUGGCAAACCAGCUGGUGAUGAAAGCGCCCGUUCUCGUUCCGAUUUACCGGAACUGUUACGUGCCUUCGAGGCCGAACGUGGCGGGGAAUCCUGUUUUGUACAUUGACGCGGAGAGGGUCAGGGUUCUGAGCUAUGACAUCACCCGGUUUUUUUGCCAAGAGUUUGGGUUCGUGCACGUGCCCGCGUGGGCCCCAAGGGCAGCGCGGAGGAUCGAGUUUUGGAGCGAGGUGGUGGGGCGUGAGGAGACGCGCGGGUGGUGGAGUGGGGAAGACUUGGCGGAAUGUUUGGAGGAGGUGUUUUGGAGGCUGAGGGAGGGCGGGUGGAAGGAGGAGGAGGUUAAGGAGAUGAUGAUGAUGGACGGCUGUGGUGAGAAGGUGAGAAGUGGGCCCCACAUGACGGGAGAUGGUUAUGAGGAGGCGGGCGUGGAGUGGCGCGUGAAGGUACUGUCUAUGGUUUUGUUGCGUGGGGGUUGGACCAAAGAGGAUGUGAUGGACUCCCUUGGUCUCGAGGGAACAGGAUGAGUACUAUGCUAUGCGCUUCUUCUAGAAGAAAAUAUUGGAUUCGGGUUUAUAAUUAGAUCUAUAAUCCGAGUUAUGUUAUGAAUUAUUCAAAUCAUAAUUGGAUCAUCCGAUUUAGAUUCAGUUGAUAUUAGAUUAGAUUAGAUUUAUAUUUUAAUAUAGAAAGUAUCUCACCAGAUGUGAUUGUAUUUAAUUAGUUAGGAUGGAAAUUGGUAAUAUUUUGAUAUUAUUUGGAAAGUUACACAUGAUCGAUUAAGUUGUUCGAUAAUGA
Malus domestica (apple) is the source of this 1596-nucleotide messenger RNA. RefSeq lists its product as uncharacterized. The record is from RefSeq and is a predicted model, not a curated record. Lineage: Eukaryota; Viridiplantae; Streptophyta; Magnoliopsida; Rosales; Rosaceae.